AUGGAUGGGAGUGGCGUUGGCGGGAGGGGGAGGCGCGGCGCGACGAAGAAAGGCGGGAAGGAGAAAGCGAAGAAGGAGCUGAAAGGGGUGAUGAAGGCGGUGAUUCGCGAAGGAUCAGGAUUGCCGGUGGAGGACGGUCACCAGGUGGUUUUCCACUGCACCACUCGUGCAGCUUCGGGCCACAUAUGUGAUUCCACCCGAGCCGAACACGGAGGGUCGGGGCGGCCGCGGCGAGUGGUGGUGGGGGAGAGCCGGCUGGUGGCAGCAUUGGAGCACGGGCUGUGCACCAUGCGGGAAGGCGAGGUGGCAGUGUUCAAAGCAGAGCCUUCAGCCCACUACAGCGACCCUGACUGCCAGAUAAAGCCUCCCCCAGGCGUGCCUGCGGAUGAAGAGCUGCGGCUGGAGGUGGAGGUGGUAUCUGCCGCUGCUGUGCGGGUGCUGGCAGGGAAGCGGGAGGAGAAGAAGGCGGAUGGAGUGGAGGGGGAGGGAGGGGAGGAAGAGGAGGAAGUGGAGGAUGGUGUGGUCGGGAAGAAGAAGAAUACUAAGUUUGGGAGGUUUCAGGGGGGACAAGGAAUGGAGGGCGUCUCAGGGAAGGUGGGAGGAAGCUGCGGGGGAAGGAGGAUAAGGGGUGGCCCUAUGGCUGGAAGCUCGCCCCCUGGGCUCCCCCACGCCCUUCUAUGCAGCUGGCACCGCCUCCUCAGCCCCCCUGCACCUCGCCCAGGCGCAUUUCCACGCCCAUCUCCCCCAUGUGCCCCCUCCCCCCUGCCUGCCAGGCUGGAAGCUCACCCUCUGAGGUCCUCAACGCCCUUCUAUGCGGCUGGCACGGGCUCCUCCACCCCCCUGCACCUCGCCCUCGGCUCAGCUCGGCUUCCCCCAGCACUUGAUCUCGCUCUCUCCCACAUGCUCGCAGGGGAAAAGGCGGUAAUCUUUGCCUCCUCCCCCCACACCAUCCCCCCGCCCCCCGACACCCCUCUUCCUCCACCUCCUCCUGCCACUGCUCCUGCUCCGGGUGCUGCCGAACCUGACGCUGGGAGUGCUGAAGCUGAGGCUGGGAAGCUCGGGCUGGCUGCUUCGGUGGUUGUGGUGCCGGCGCCGCCAGAGGGCGUGGUGGACGUGGAGUAUCAUGUGCAGCUGGUGACGAUCGUGCAGGUGCGAGAUGUGCUGGGCAACGGGUGUGUGAUCAAGAGAAGGCUUCAAGACGGGACAGGCGACUUCCCAAUGGACUGUCCACUGCAGGACUGCGUGGUGCACGUGCACAUGCGCGGCACUCUGCCGGACCAGGGGGGGGCUGAGUUCAUGGACACGCGCAAAGGGGGCGAGGGGGUGGGGGAGGGCGAGGGGGAGCCUCUGCAAAUCGGCACAGGGGAAGGCAGGCACGGCACAGUGCGGGCAGAGGCACUGGCCUCACCUCACCACAUCUCAGCAUUCGACACGCUCGAUGCCGGGAAAGGUGGCCCCGUAUCCAGCACAGCGCAGUACGUCUAUGGCUCCUUCCCCAGGGCAGCACUUAGCGUGGCUUUUGAGACGUCUCAAAAGACGUCUAUGGCUCCUUCCCCAGGGCAGCACUUAGCGCCAGAGGGGGUACCAGAGGGUGCGAGGGUGCAGUGGGAGGUGGAGCUGUUUGGCUUCGAGCGACCCAAGGGCUGGGAGGGGCUGUCCUUUGAAGAAAUUCUCGCUGAAAUCGACACAACCAAGCAGUUGGGAAACACGCUAUACAAGGAGAGGAAGUACAGCCACGCAUGCAGCAAGUAUGAAAGGCUGCUGCGGGAGAUGAGGCACGUGCAUCCCAAGGAGGGCGAGGAGGCGAAGCAGUUCAACUCCGUGCAGUGGGGGAGGCAUGUGCAUCCCAAGGAGGGCGAGGAGGCAAAGCAGUUCAACUCCGUGCAGGUGGGGGGGGGGGGUAAUAGUGGGCAGGUGAGGCGAAAGGGGGCAGUGUGGAGUAGGUGGGGGGCGUUGAUAGAGGCAGCUGUAGGGGACGGCAGUGGGGGGGGCAUGUGCAUCCCAAGGAGGGCGAGGAGGCAAAGCAGUUCAACUCCGUGCAGAGGCAGCUGUAGGGGACGGCAGUGGGGGGGGCAUGUGCAUCCCAAGGAGGGCGAGGAGGCAAAGCAGUUCAACUCCGUGCAGGUGAGGGGGGGAGAAGGUGAGGAGAGGGGAUGGACAGUGAGGAGCAGCACGGGCUGUCCCUCAUUCCCUCUCUCAUCCCAACCAUACCACCCCUCAUCCUCUCUCUCUCACUGCUUUGUCAACCCCGUCGUUCCCUACCUCCCUGCAAACCGCUCUGCAGCUGAACGUGGCAGCAUGUCAGCACGGGCUGUCCCUCAUUCCCUCUCUCAUCCCAACCAUACCACCCCUCAUCCUCUCUCUCUCACUGCUUUGUCAACCCCGUCGUUCCCUACCUCCCUGCAAACCGCUCUGCAGCUGAACGUGGCAGCAUGUCAGCACGGACAGAAGGCCGCCUCUGUUCCCCCUCGCACUCUUCCCCAACCACAUUGCCACAUUGCCUUCCCCACAUCAUCAUCCCCUCCCUCCCUCCCUGCAGACCGCUCUGCAGCUGAACGUGGCAGCAUGCACUUCGUCACGCUCCGGGGUGCCUUUUCCGCGCCCUCUAUUCUUCCUCCUUUUCAGGCGCUCACAGAGCAGCCCAACCACUCAAAAGCGCUCUACCGGAGAGCGUUGGCGCACAUGCACUCUGCUGCUUUCGACGAAGCAAGGGCCGACCUCCAACGGAUGGUGAAGGCAGACCCAUCCACGCAGGCAGAUGCUACUGCUGCUCUUGCAAAGCUCAAGAAGAUGGAAGAGGUGAGAGGCUCGGAAGAGGUGAGAGACUCGGAAGAGGUGAGAGACUCGGAAGAGGUGAGAGACUCAGAAGAGGUGAGAGGCUCGGAAGAGGUGAGAGACUCGGAAGAGGUGAGAGGCUCGGAAGAGGUGAGAGACUCGGAAGAGGUGAGAGACUCGGAAGAGGUGAGAGACUCAGAAGAGGUGAGAGGCUCGGAAGAGGUGAGAGACUCGGAAGAGGUGAGAGACUCGGAAGAGGUGAGAGACUCGGAAGAGGUGAGAGACUCGGAAGAGGUGAGAGACUCGGAAGAGCUCACGACCCCUCCCCUGCUAGUGCUGCUGCUUCUAGUGCUGGUGGUGCUACGAGUGCAUCCCUCACAGCACCACCAUCCCCACCUCCUUCCUGCUUGCCCCUCCCCCGUACACCUUCAGGAAGCGGAAGGUCGGCAGCGCAGAGAGCUGGGCGGAUGGUUUGACCGCAAGCCCGGCAGUCUGACAGCUCAUGAUCCCUCCCCUGCUAGUGCUGCUGCUUCUAGUGCUGGUGGUGCUACGAGUGCAUCCCUCACAGCACCACCAUCCCCACCUCCUUCCUGCUUGCUCCUCCCCCCUACACCUUCAGGAGGCGGAGGCGGUGCUGGUGCUGCUGCUGCUGGUGCUGCUGCUGCUGCUGCUGCUGCUGGUGCUACGAGCGCUGGUGGGGGCGGUGGUAAUCCACCGGCAUUGUCGCAGGCAACGAGCAGAGCUGUGAAGCGGGCUGCAAGGAAGGCAGCAGCUGCUCUGUCUGGGGACACAGGUGCUUCUGCUGACAGUGACAGUAGCCAAAGUGACAAUGAGGAGGGGCGUGAUAAUGGUGGUGGUGUUGAAGGGGAUGGAAUCGGAGGAGAUGAGGAGGAAUCGGAGCUGCUAGGGGCAUUUACCCCUGUGAAAAGAACGGCGCUACUUACUUUGAGACACAUGGCGCUCGAUUGGGCCAAGGCGUUGCGCCAGGCGGCCAAGAUCCGCUCAUCCGCGCAUCACCAGUGGAGCCCCGACUGCGCGGCGGCGGAAAGCAGCGGGCUUUCUGCCGGCGGCGGUCUUUCCGCCAACUCUCUCCCCGCGUGCCCCGCGCCGUGGGCGCUCUCCCCCGCCACCCCCUCGUCGUCCACGUCGGAAGGCGACAGCGCCGUGACGGUUACCAACGGAUGCAAGCCUUUCGCCGCGGCGAAGAAGCUCUCCGUCUCGCUCUCCGCGCAGCCGUCCGCGCAGCUCCCCCCGCAGCUCUCCGCGCAGGCCCCCUCCCCCGCCCGCGCAACCUCCCGCCGCGCAAGACACGCGGCGCCGGUGCCUAUUCCGCCUCUAGCCAGUCCCUCCUCUGGGAGUUGCUCCUAUGGCGGGCGGGGGGCGGUGGCGGAAGCCGCGAGUCCGCGGAGCGCUUCGUGGGUGGGCGCGGCGGUCGAGACUCCGCGGAAAGCAAGCGGAUCGCCGCCGUCCUUUACGGCGGUGUCGCCCUUGCUUCUUCCGCCGAAUGCUGCGAAUGGCGCAGCGGAUAUCCCCGCCGUUCACCUCUCCUCUUCGCGCAAAGCAGCUCUCGCUAGGCGCGCAAAGAGAGCCGCUUCCCCUGCAGCUGCUGCCGCCGCGUCGCCAUCCGCGGCGGAGGUGGAGACGGCGCUCAAUGAUUGGUUGACGAAUGUUCUUGCGCCGGCUCUUGCGGCGGGUGGGGCGGCAAGCGGCAAUGCGGCUGCGGCUCGGGCAUCAAGCAAUAAACCGUUAACUGAUUCAUCUGCCGGUUUCCAGCUUGGAUCUUGCGCAUCCGCCUCCGUUGCGCCUCCCCCGCCAUUUUCCGCGUCCCCCACCAAUAGGCUCGCGGAGCAGCUGGUGGGGCAAUGGCGGAAGGCGCAACAGAUUCCCCGCGCGCCUGUAGUUCCCCCCUCCCCGCCACCUGCGCCAGCGGUGGUGCAGGCGACGGCGGAAAGGCCCGCACCGUUCCUGGCGCGACCGUCCUUCCCCGGAACGUCCUGCUCCGCCCCCGCUCCUUCCGCGUUCGACGGGCCACAGUGCAACCCGGUCGCUCCGCUUCCGCCAGUGGCACAAGUUGGCGAUGCGCCCGCGCAUGUGCCGGCGCAUGCGCCAGUGCACGCGCCCGCGCAGCCCUUGUCUCCGCCUGAGGCGCAUUCCGCGCGCGGAGGCAACGACUCGCCGGAAGGCGCCUUCGGUCCACUCGCCUUCCUGGCCGGAGACCUGGACGAGUGCGAUCAGGUGAAACCUCAGGUGAUUCUGCAAGACGCUGCGGACGCAAAGAGGAAGCUGUCUGGAGAUGGGGGGAUUGAGGGCUGCGUGGGGCUGUUUUUCUCCGCCGCCCAUGACGUGCGGGGCGCGGAGCAGACCGGAGGGGGGAAAUGCGCGGAAGGCGGAGAGUCUCUGGAGGAGUUAGCUGCACAGGAUAUCGAUUGGCAGUCCCUGCUUGCACCCUGGGAGCCAGCUUCAGGUGGUUCUUCAGGUGCUCCGGAUUCUGAAGUUGAUGCAGCUGCAGGUGAAAACAGCAGUGGAGUUUCAGUGGCGGAAAAUAACGGGCUUAAUGAUUGCCCUAGCGCUGCCAGUCAGGUGGUUGCUACAGGAGAUGGUGACCUGGCGCCCAUGUGGCAUGCUGACGUGGCGGAUCUGUGCAUGGGAGUGCCAGCAUGGAUUUCGCAUGAGGAUAUGGACGGUCUCCACCAGUGGGACUCCCACAGCUACGAGGAGGACCAUCUGCACUUAGCUAAGCGCCAACGCUUAGUCUAA
This is a messenger RNA of Closterium sp. Naga37s-1, 5532 nucleotides long. The record is from the annotation of a GenBank genome assembly. Lineage: Eukaryota; Viridiplantae; Streptophyta; Zygnematophyceae; Desmidiales; Closteriaceae.